AUGAUGAACCAUCACCUGCCCGCAAUGCCCCAUGGGCAGCCACCCAUUCCUGCGCCUCGGCGCCAGCAGGACGUUCCUUACGCGAGCGGACCUCCCAAUAUGCGGUCGCCUCCCGCCUAUAUGGGUUAUCCGCCUCAGAUGAACGGCCACCACCCUCCUCCGGCCUACCCUCCGCACCAGUACCCGCAGUGGUAUGCACCUUUUCCACCGAUGCAGAUGCCUCCUCGUGCAUACCCCAAUCCCUACGCCCCGGCAUUCAUAUCUUCCUACCCUCCACAACAGCCCCUAAUGGCUCCGGCCCAUAUGCCGCCACAAUCGCUCCCUCUCCAACCGAGAGCUACAACCCCCUUCCAGAACCCGAUGUCGCCGUCCAUGGGUCCUGCUCCUGGAGCGCUUCCGCCACAAGCCCAGUCCCCUGUGGUUAUGCCAGUUCAUACACCUAGCCCGGCUACCACGUCGUCUCCUGGUCCGGUCCCGGUCAACACUGUCCCGUCGCCAAAAGAACCCUUCCGAGCUCCGCUUCCAUGGCUUUCAAACCCCGAUAGUCCUUUCCCAGCCAGGGCUCCCCGUAGACCGCGCAAGACCCGCAAUCUGCAGGCUUCCUCUCUUUCAGUGGAGCUUCCUAUGAAGGAUGGACAAGGCUCUCACAGGGGUGGGGAGCCAAGACAGGCCAAGGCUCAGCAAGCCGAGGUGCAGACGCCAUCUGAGCCUCAAACCCCAACUUUGUCGGCUGCCCCAUCUAUCGCGGAUUCCACCCAGCCCACGACCCCGUCUUCAGCUGUGCAGAGCUCAUCUGCGCGGCCCCAGAGCCAGUCCAAGACGCCGAAAGCAGCCGCUCCUGUUGUCCCCGUUGUCCCGGCCAUCCCAGCGCCAAACGCCUCGCGUCGUGCAGCCAAGAGCGACGCUGCUAGCCGCCCCUCCGAGAUAUCGAAAUCGACUCCAGAGGUUGCUGGCACAGCCGCUGAAGAACCAUCAGGCGCAGCUGAACAGUCAAACGAACCGGCUGAGAACAAGCAAGAGGUUCCCGCCAAGGCCGCGGCGCCCAAGUCGUGGGCAGACUUGGUUCGGAACAAGAAUCUUGCCCGGGCUGCGGCUGGCCAAGCUGCUCCGUCGCCAGGAGUAAUCAAUGGUGCCGGAAAGCCCCGAAACCAAACCAUCGCGGAUGUUGUUGUGAACCUGGGAGAUGAUGUUUCUCAGUACAGCGACAAGGUGACUUUCCUUGAACCUAGAGGCCUCGUCAACACCGGCAAUAUGUGCUAUAUGAAUUCGGUUCUUCAGAUUUUGGUUUCUUGUGUGCCAUUCUACCAGUUGCUCGACCAUAUUGGGAAGCGUGCGUCCCACAGUAUUCACAGCGAUUUCCCCAUGGUGGAUGCUUUAAUUAUGUUCAUGAAAGAGUUUCGUGUCAUUGAUGCGGCCGACGACGAAGAGCAGCUGCGGAUGAGACUAAAGGCGAACGAACUCGAGCAAUACGGGGAGGCGUUCACCCCAGAAUUUGUCUACGAGGUUAUCCGGCAACUGCCGCGUUUCCGGGACAUGCGUCGCGGGCACCAGCAGGAUGCUCAGGAAUUCUUGGGUUUCCUCCUUGAAGAAAUGCACGAGGAAUGCGCUCGCGCGGCCAAGGAUAAGGAUUUAGCUGAAUCUCCUACGACGAGCGUUACCCAAUCCGCAUCUUCUACUGACGGCGAGGGUGCUGACGGGUGGUUGGAAGUUGGCCACAAACAGAAAUCCGCUGUUACGCGCUCGUCCGGUCACAUUGCAUCGGAAUCUCCGAUCACGAAGAUCUUUGGCGGCAAAAUCCGAUCCGAGUUCCGGGUACCUGGUAACAAGGCGUCGGUGACUCUUGAACCGUACCAGCCUCUUCAGCUUGACAUUGGUGCACCCGAUGUCCACAACAUUGUGGAUGCUCUGAAGGGCUUGACUAAGCCGGAAAGCAUUCAGGGAGACUUCAACUCUUCGCGCGGCCCCAAUGUCACUGCCACGAAGCAAGUCUUCAUCGAGAACCUUCCCCCAGUUCUUAUUAUCCACCUGAAGCGGUUCCAGUAUGAUAGUGUUACGCACGGUACCCAGAAGAUCUGGAAGAAGAUCGGAUACCCUCUUGACCUGGAGAUCCCGCGAGAGGUGUUCCCUCCCCACAGACGUAAUGUUAUGAUGGCCCAGGGCGGUCUUCCGAAAUACCGACUUGUUGGAGUGAUUUACCACCAUGGUAAGAACGCCAGCGGCGGUCACUAUACCGUUGAUGUGCGUCGCCAGGAGGGCCGCGAAUGGAUCCGUCUCGACGACACCGUCAUUCGUCGGAUCAGGAGCGAAGAUGUGGCGGAAGCCGGUGGAGAAGAAGACCCGAAGGUGCUGGCCACUGCGUUGGAACAGCACAAGCGCGACAACUCGCCUGCCAACAUUUACGACCAUAUCGAUCAAGGCGAGCAGUCCGACGAUGGCCGAGGCUGGAGUCAGGUCAAUGGCACGGGCUCUGGCCACUCGAGCAAGAAGUCCACCUCAGCCGCUGUCAACGGAACCCCUAACCCAUCCGGAGCAUCCUCUGGUGUCCGCACCCCACUCGGACGAUACGGAACCCGGGACAACAAGGUGGCGUACUUGUUGUUCUACGAGCGUAUCCCAUGA
Messenger RNA from Aspergillus puulaauensis, 2619 nucleotides. RefSeq names its product mRNA-binding ubiquitin-specific protease UBP3. The record is from RefSeq and is a predicted model, not a curated record. Gene Ontology annotation, biological process: protein deubiquitination. Gene Ontology annotation, molecular function: cysteine-type endopeptidase activity; cysteine-type deubiquitinase activity. The coding region runs from base 1 to 2619 and encodes 872 amino acids. NCBI's taxonomy places the organism in Eukaryota, Fungi, Ascomycota, Eurotiomycetes, Eurotiales, Aspergillaceae. The transcript is spliced from 2 exons. Gene Ontology annotation, cellular component: nucleus; cytosol.